Molecule: messenger RNA, 4858 nt
Organism: Topomyia yanbarensis
Lineage: Eukaryota; Metazoa; Arthropoda; Insecta; Diptera; Culicidae
Gene: HDAC6
Product: histone deacetylase 6
Exons: 9
Coding region: 709-4116 (1135 amino acids)
Biological process (GO): chromatin organization
Cellular component (GO): histone deacetylase complex
Molecular function (GO): histone deacetylase activity; zinc ion binding
Source: RefSeq, a predicted model, not a curated record
UUCUCGGCUUCAGUUCAGUUUCGCGUAACUGGUCCGCUAUAUAAAUCGCAGCUUUGCAAUUUUCAUGUAUAAAAAUAGUGAACAAUAUAUUUCUAUAGUGUGCUACAGAAAAAAUUCUUGACAAGGAGUACUGAGUCACCUAUAAUAGUACCCGCUGUUACUUGCACCGUUUAGAAUAUCGAUCACGAAGUGUGACAACGAGUGAAAAGUAGUUUUGCUCCACGUGUGGAAAUCGCACUCUUUUCUGUUUGAUCCCUCAAGCGAGAAGAAAAUUACACUGCCAACUUUGAUUCGAUUGCAGUUCCCGCUGAUCAUACUUCGGCCGAAGAAAAUGAGCAAUUACACCACCCGUAGUUGAUCUGCGUUGUUCCAUAUUUGCGAGAAAGUUACGGAUCUGCGACAUUGAACAUCACUAUAGAAAAGAGAAAAAAAAAAACGGAGCGAUCAAUCGAAUCGGCAGCAGCUGCCUCAGCGAAAAAUCAGCAAGUGGGUGGUUGAACAUUGUGUGAGUUAUUCUUGUUUUGGAAACGGCCUACGCAUUAUUAGACGAGGGCUGACAGAGGAAAGCAGAUCGAAAAAAAAAAUGGCAAGCGAAUAAGGUUUUGUGUGGAAUGAGGUUCAAAUUUUAAGAACUAGAAGAUUGAGCUUUGUGAUUCCCCGUCGACCAUCGAUCAUCAAUAUCCUACUAGUUGGUAGUGCGCCACAAUCAUGAGUUCCACCGUCGUAACCCGCCGGGGUGCUCAAAAAUCCAAAGUGAAAACCCGUGCCCAGCAGGCAGCCGUCGAGGCGGAGGACGCGGAGCGAAAAUCCAAAUUCUACGGACGAAAACCGAUCAGUACCAGUAGCAGCACACUAGCGGAGGCGAAGAAACGAGGCAAACUGAAAAUGUCCUGCCAAGCGCAAGCAGCUGGUUCCGUCGGUACGGACGAACUGCCGGUGGUGGACCACAACGGUGUUCCGCUGAAAGACAUCUACAGCAAUGCGAUGGCUGCGGUUGAGUUGGUACGCGGUGCCACCGGAUUGGUGUACGAUGAAAAGUUUGCCGAACAUCGGUGCCUGUGGGAUCAGGGGUAUCCCGAGUGUCCGGAAAGGUUUACCCGGGUGCUGGAGCGGUGCCGUGAAUUGAAGCUGGUGGAACGCUGUCAGCUGAUUGAACCGAGGAUGGCAACCGAAGCGGAACUGCUGACUAAACAUACGGCGGAGCAGGUGGAGAUUCUGAAGGCGACCAAGGAGUGUCGGGAUACGGAUGCACUGGAGGAGCUCAGUUCGCAUUACGAUGCUAUUUACAUUCAUCCGUCCUCCUACGAUUGUUCGCUGCUGUCGGCUGGAAGUACCAUCGAACUGGUGGAUGCUAUCGUGAGUGGACGGGUGCAGAAUGGGAUGGCCAUUGUUCGCCCGCCCGGUCAUCAUGCAAUGAAGGCCGAAUACAAUGGGUACUGCUUUUUCAAUAAUGUGGCAAUUGCGGCCCAGCAUGCUCUGGACAGGCUGGGACUGAGGCGUGUGCUGGUAGUUGAUUGGGACGUUCAUCACGGUCAGGGUACUCAGCGGAUGUUUUACAAUGAUCCACGAGUGCUGUACUUCUCCAUCCAUCGGUACGAGUGUGGAUCUUUCUGGCCUAACCUACGAGAGUCAGAUUUUGAUUUCAUCGGCGAAGGACCCGGACUGGGGUAUAAUUUUAACGUACCCCUGAACCGAAUAGGAAUGACCAACGGAGACUAUUUGGCGAUUUGGCAGCAACUGUUGCUGCCGGUUGCGAUGGAGUUCAAUCCUGAAAUGGUUAUCGUAUCGGCCGGUUAUGAUUCUGCUCUGGGCGAUGAAAAGGGCCAAAUGGAAAUCACUCCGGCAUUCUAUCCGCACCUUCUAUCACCGCUGCUAACGCUAGCUCAGGGCCGAGUCGGCGUCGUCCUCGAAGGAGGCUACUGUCUAACCUCACUCGCCGAAGGAGGAGCCCUCACACUGCGAACACUGCUCGGAGAUCCUUGUCCAUUGUUGGUGGAAAAACUUCAGCCACCCUGCGAAAGCAUGCAGCAAACCAUCCUCAACUGUAUCCACUCCCACCGACCCUACUGGAAAAAUCUUCAACUGAACGACACCUACGGGCUGGAAGAAGUCAACAACAUCAACCCCCAGCCAAACUUCCAUCGGGUAACUCAACUGUACAUUCAACCACCCCCGCAACCCGAACCGAUCCGGUAUGCCACUCGUAACUGCUAUCCCCUGCAAAGCAACGAAGAAACCAGCCGGAUCGAAGCGCGAUUGGCAAUGCUACAGAUUGCCACCAAUUUGACCUUCCCGGUGACGCGCGUUUGCUACGUCUACGACGAACUGCUACUGGAGCAUCGUAAUCUGCACGAAGAUCUACACCCGGAACAACCGGAACGAAUCGCCAAAAUCUACUCCCGCCACGAGGAGUACAGUUUGCUGGCGAGAAUGAAGCGGCUUAAGCCACGACACGCCACCACCGAUGAGCUGUGUCUGGUUCACUCCCGGCAGCAUGUUAACCUAGUCCGGCGGACGGUCGAACGGGAGGAGAUGAAACAGGUUGCGGAUAAAUUUAACUCCGUUUAUUUUCAUCCGAAAACUUUCGAGUGUGCAACGCUGGCUGCCGGAUCGGUGCUACGCGUCGUGGACGAGGUGUUGAAUGGGCAGUCGCGGAGUGGAGUCUGUAUCGUUCGUCCACCGGGGCAUCAUGCGGAGUCCGAUAUGCCGCAUGGAUUCUGCAUUUUUAACAAUGUGGCGAUUGCCGCUCAGUAUGCCGUUCGGGAUCACGGAUUGAAGCGGGUGCUGAUUGUGGACUGGGAUGUACAUCAUGGCAAUGGGACGCAGCAUAUUUUCGAGGGGAACCCGAAGGUUUUGUACGUUUCGGUGCAUCGGUACGAUAAUGGGACGUUCUUCCCGAAGAGUAAGGAUGCGAACUUUGAUGUGGUGGGAAGCGGGAGCGGUGAGGGUUUCAACGUCAACGUUCCGUGGAAUAAGAAAGGAAUGGGCGACCAGGAGUACGCGGCAGUGUUCCAGCAGAUCAUUCUACCGAUUGCCUAUGAGUUCGAUCCGGAAUUGGUUUUGGUUUCGGCUGGAUUCGAUGCAGCGGUCGGUGAUCCGCUCGGUGGAUGCAAAGUGACCCCGGAGGGUUACGGCUAUUUUACCCACUGGCUGUCAUCGUUGGCUAACGGUCGAGUGAUCGUUUGUCUGGAGGGAGGCUACAAUGUGAAUACGAUAUCCUACGCAAUGACUUUGUGCACGAAAUCGCUACUCGGAGAUCCUUUGCCAAUGUUGCAAAUUAGUUCGCGAUAUAACGGCCCUAAUUCGGCCUGCGUUGAAACUAUCCGAAACGUGCUGACGGUACAGGAGAAAUUCUGGAAGUCGCUUCGGUUCAACAAGAAGCUUCCCAAUUUCCGCAGUUCCAGUGCGGAGCCGGAUUUGGAGGGAGCCUUCAACAGGUUGAACCUAUCUUCUACCGGUUCAUCAACUGCGGGGUAUUCCUCGACAAGCUCUACCCCUUCGAAAGAGCAGAGUACCGGACAGGAAGCUCCGUUCGAUGCGGAUGGUGGUCCGUCCGGAUCCAGCAGUGGAAGUACAAAUGCCAAUGAUGGACAACAACCCGGCGGUAGUAGUAGCUCUGGGAGCGCUGGCGGGUCCAGUGCUGGAGCUAAAAAAGAGACGCUCAGAGAUUUCCUGGCUGCCAAUUUGGAGGCUCUACAAAAUGAAGAAAUGUUUGCAGUAGUGCCGCUGAGAGACUGUCCCCAUCUGAAGGAGCUUAAUCCGGACAAUACCCCUGAAAGAAUAAGUACAAAAACUCCCUGCGACGGCUGCGAGACCCAGCUGGAGAACUGGGUCUGUCUGCUCUGUUUCCGGGUGCGCUGCGGUCGCUACAUCAACGAGCAUGCCGCGCUGCACAGCCUGGAAACGGAACACCCGCUAGCCCUAAGCUUCAGUGACCUCUCGGUUUGGUGCUAUCGGUGCGAGUCCUACAUCGACAAUCCGAUCCUAUACCCGUACAAGAAUCUCGUCCAUCAGGAUAAAUUCGAUGGGGAAUCACUGGUGUGGUCGUACGGUAGCGAUCUGCUUCUGGACGUGACGCCAGCGGGCCCGGGUGACGGUGGCAAAGCAAAAGAAUGAUAUUUGUUUAUGGCCAAGAUACUGAUACGGCUGUUGAUCCUCUAUCUAACCAACUACCUGGUAACUGCCUUCUUCAAAUAAGGGGUUUUGGCAACUAAUUUUUAACGCAAAUUUCUCGUUAUAUUUAUUUAUUGUUAACCUAUUCGCUGGGAUGGCGAGUAAUUUUGAGCACAAGUAUUAUAUUUUUAACUGACCGUUCGCUUUGUUUGCGGAAUGCGGAGCGAAGAAUACCCUAACAAUUUUUAACGCAGAGGUCUCGGUUGUUUCCAAAAAUAAUAUUUUUUUACAUGUUUAGAAUAGUUUUUUUUUUCUAGUUUAGAAAUUGCGACAUGGAUUUUUUUUACGAUUCUAACCAAAGAUACAAUUAUAACAGCAAAAAAACUGAAGCAAACAGAGACAUUUACCUACCUAAAACUAUCAUUACCUAUUCAGCGGUAGCUGAAAAUUGAUUCACUUCAUCGGAUUGUUGUUUGGAAUAAUGAAACCUCACGUUGCAGACCUCAGUAUAAAAAGAAAAUCGAAGGUGAAAAUUUUGAGUGACUAGGAUCUUUUAUUCAUUACUAAAAUAUGUAUUGGCAACAAUGAUACGCGAAUGGAAACGAAGCAGAAAAUUGGACACGCCGGAAUUUCAGAACCACCUAGUAGCAAUAAUAGUGAGAGAGCUGGCAUAUAAUAGAACAUUGUUACAAUAAAAAGAGUAACCACAAAAAAAAAUUAACUGUAGUUACUAUAGUUAAGUAAA